UGGCCACAACACUUACUUACUUAGUGAUGUGAACGCGCAGCGGUUGGACCUGCACACUCGACAAUGGCCCAAACCCGCAACUUACUGAGUCUGCUGUGCCUGCUGGUGCUGGUGUCCGGACACCGGGCCAGCCCGUCGGACGCCAACCGGACACACUCGGUCAUCUUCAGUCCCGUGCGAUCGAAGGCGGUGCCGCUCGUGCAGCCGGAACCGAAAGCCGACGAUGGCUUCGACUACUUCAGUGUCGUGUCCAGAUUUUUGCCAACCUCGUCCAAAGUCAGCGAGGCGUGUCGUCUGGACAGUCUGGCCGUCCUCCAAGCUGUCAAAACGCUCGAGCCGUGGGCGCUCAAAAUGAUUGAUGCAACAGCAAAGUUGCCGUCGGGCCUGCUUUACGGCAACAUCAAGAGCUACGGCCAGUUUGACGAAUGUCUGGCCGUCGUUUCGAAAGGCCAAAGACAGUUCACAGGCCAAUACUGUUUGGCCAACGUGCAUUUGAAGGCAUACGAAGAGUCAGUGGACAGAAUUCUGGACGCAGCCACCCUCAGACGUCGGCCCCUUGAAAUCACUUACAACAGGACCAAUAUGCCGGUGCCGGACCUGCUGCCGUCCAUGGCUUUGUUCCAGUUUGCAAGCUGCGUUCCGUCAUCUUGCACCCCUGAGGACGUGCAGAUUGCAAUGACCGAGGCCUUGCAAUGGGCCGUCAAGCCUACGGGACUCAGGGCGUCAGUCCAGGUUUACCCUGAAUCCUGUACGACCCUGACAUCCAAGCCCUUCACCAAAGGAGAAGUCGCGAUGAUACUGGUCAUCAUCAUAUUUCUGCUGCUCGUCUUCCUCAGCAGUGCCUACGACAUUGCUCAGCUGAAUUACGUGGAAAGUGAGAGUCCGAUUGGAAAGGCGAUGGUUGCCUUUUCCGUGCCUAGAAACUGGACUCGACUAUUCAAAUUGGACGUCACUCAACCUGGAGUCAUUGGGUCGCUUGACGGAAUCCGUGUUUUUAGCACACUUUGGGUCAUCAUGACCCACAAGAUCCUCUACUUCGCACAGGAGCCGUGGAUAAAUAAAUUGGAGCUUGUUGAGGCUCUGUCCAGCCUGAUUAAAAUGCCGCUGAUCAACACCCUAUUGAACGUGGACACCUUCCUGCUCAUCUCGGGACUGCUAAAGGCGUACCACUACCUUCGAGACCUCGAAAACAAGCGGUUCAGUUUCAUCUCGUGUUACACCCGCCGUUACCUAAGACUUACUCCGGCCUACAUGGUUGUGCUCGGCUUUUAUGCAACCCUCUUGGUGCGCCUGAGCAGUGGGCCUGCGUGGAACAAGUUUGUGGAGCAGCCCACCGACGCUUGCAAAACCAACUGGUUCUACAAUCUCAUCUACCUCAAUAAUUACAUAGACAACAGAAACCAAUGUAUGGUCCAAACAUGGUACCUCGCCAUGGACUUCCAGUUGUGCUUGUUGGCACCCCUCAUAGUUUACCCCCUGUGGAAAUGGCCCAACGUUGGCAAAUUCCUCUUCACCUCAGUGGCGCUCUUGUCAAUCGCCAUUCCUUUCCUCACCAUCUACUGCUCCAGAGCGAUCCCCUCGUACAUUCUCGGAGCCUCCGACAUUGACAUCGAGUGGUACAUGCAGAACAUUUACUUUGUCACUCAUCAACGAGCCAGUCCUUACAUAAUUGGUCUCGCUUUGGGCUACAUUUUCUACCGACUCAACACCACCAAAGUCAAGCUUUCCAAGGUCACAGUGGCUGCUGGUUGGGCACUGUGUUUGGCCGUCCUGUACGCGGUCGUGUUCGGCUCGUACGACAUUUUCCAGUACGGAAGGGAAAACGAUUCAAUGGAGGCGGCCCUAUACGGAGGCCUUCACAGACCUGCCUGGGCCCUUGCAGUAGGUUGGAUUAUUUUUGCCUGCAACUGCGGCUAUGGAGGAUGGAUUACGACCUUCUUGUCAGCAAGAGUGUUCCAGCCCCUCAGCAAAUUGUCAUACUCCAUCUUUUUGACGCACUACAUCGUCCUGAUGGUAAACACAGGAAGAAUGCGCACUGCAGUUUAUGUCGAUGAAUACACGUUGUUGCACAUGUUCCUCGGAGACAUUCUUUUAGUCUUUGCAAUUUCAUUGGUGCUUUACCUGUUUGUCGAAGCGCCACUUUUUGAGCUUGUGAAAAUCUGCUAUGGACACAAAAAGGGCAAUAGGAAGUCAUUAAGUUCGACCCCAGCGAAGAACGAGUUGGACUCCGUACACGUGAACUCAAAGAUUGACACGCAGCUGACCAGGUUAUCAUCAUCACCAGCGGAGAGGCCGUGACCUGGCAGCGAUAAUUAGAAUUUUAAAUUAUUUUUAAUGUGCCUGUCCAUGUGAAAAAUGACGUGUGCCUAUUUCCAUAUCCUGUGCAGAAAAACUAUAUAUAUAAUUAAUUUCAAUUGUGAUGAUUUUUAGGAAAAUAUGUAAUAAUAACAUGGUGCGCCCAAAUCGAAAUAGCCAUACAUGCUGGGGCACUUUUGAGUUUUUCAAAGAGUCCUUUUUCUCUGUAGCUAGAUGUGUGUCUGUAAAUAGUUUUGUAAAUAUCGCCUAGGAUUUUUUAAAAUGCCACAAAUUUGCCUUUCAACAAUGUGAUAAACGAAGGCAAAGAGCUUAAUUGUCUUCGAUAAAGUUCAACACCACAUUAUUUUAUAGUUCUCAAACUUCAGAGUGAUUAUUUUUCUCAUUAUGUUUUAUUUGCCUACUUAAAAUUUGUUUGGAGUUCUUGAUACAAAAGUGCGUUGUUUAGAAAUAAAAAUAAAAUGUGAAAGAUUGUAACA
This is a messenger RNA of Neocloeon triangulifer, 2792 nucleotides long. RefSeq names its product nose resistant to fluoxetine protein 6-like. The record is from RefSeq and is a predicted model, not a curated record. The transcript is spliced from 13 exons. Bases 64 to 2298 code for a protein of 744 amino acids. Lineage: Eukaryota; Metazoa; Arthropoda; Insecta; Ephemeroptera; Baetidae. Gene Ontology annotation, molecular function: acyltransferase activity, transferring groups other than amino-acyl groups.